AUGGCAUUGAAGAAUUUGAUCUUGCUUAUUUCCUGCUUAUUAAUCUUCGAACUAAGGGCAGUUUAAUACAAAGACUUACCAGAUGUACAAGCUAAAGGGAUUAAAGCCUGGUUUGAACUAGCAAAUUUGACCAAUCACAUUCCCUUUUCUUACGAAAUGUUCCCUAAAAGAUCUGAUGACGUGAUGGCUUAACUAAAGAUUUUUGAAAGUAUUAAAAGCUACAUUGCAGCAACAGGUGUGGCUUCAGUAUUCCCAGAAUAAGUAGACGACAGAACUUAGUUCUAUAGUAUGAACAACGUGGAUAAGACGGUUUUCAUAUUAAGAGACUAUCAAAAUGUGAUUAAAAGUAUCCUAGGUUAAUAAAAUCAAUAAUGCUCUGAUAAUUUUAGCCAAUCGUCCUCGCUAAUCAUCAACUAGUUCAGAUCACUCUACAAAUAUACUAGAGCUAAAAAGGGAAUUGAUUCGGGGGUCGAUGUUUUAACCUUGGCUUCAAAUGUGACCUAGCCUUGUGACAAUAGAGCUUGUGAACAAGCACUAAUUUAGCUGGUUAAUGGCAUGAUUGGAAGCACAAGUGAUAAUACUCCUUGCGACCUGAUGUUCUCUUUGAAUAAUUACUAAUAAAAUGGUGUCAGCAUCUUAGGAUACAGAGAUUUGAUAACCUCCAGUAAUGCUUAUCUUAUUACAUUGAUGUCAAUGGCAAUAUCAGUUCAAAGUGCAUAUAGAAUCAUCAAGUCAUCAGACCCAAGUCAAUGGUAGAUAGUUUAGAACUAGUAUGGCUAGUAAUUCGAUACUGCUCUUCAAAGAGUUAAGUAAAUUGACAAGCAAGUGUAAGCUAACUACCUUGAAAAUGCAAAAUUAGUAGUCAAUGCCUUGUUAAUUGCAUAGAAUAAUUUAUCAAGAGAUGAUAUGUUUUAACAGAUCAUUUCAAAUUUGACCACAUAUUACCAGGACUACUAGUGGAUUGUAAAGUCUUUAGAUAAUAAUGAUAUGACUGAAAAAGGCUCAGGCAAUUAUUAUGACUGUAAAUCCUGCUUUAUUAUAAACGAUGCCUUCAGAAGCUAGUAUGUUUUUGUGGCAGCUACUUCAGGAGAUGCUCAAAGCAAUUAAGACUAUCUUAAUCAACUUGACUGGGUAAAUAUAGUUGGCUCAAUGAAUUCGAUUGUUGCUGCUGUAAAUCUAUACAAUGGAUACUGCCUUAACGGAGUGCAUGCAGCUGAUAAAAAAGCUAAUAAUUCUUUUUACUCCUAGUUCCCUGGCUAUAUUACCAUUCAGACAACCUUAACUAUUGUUCACAUUUGGUCUGUUAAAUAAGAGUGCUUAAGUCAAAAGUAAUAAGAGUCUAACAUGAGAGAAAUCAUCUAAUGA
This is a messenger RNA of Stylonychia lemnae, 1365 nucleotides long. NCBI's taxonomy places the organism in Eukaryota, Ciliophora, Spirotrichea, Sporadotrichida, Oxytrichidae. The record is from the annotation of a GenBank genome assembly.